GAAGAGACCUAGGUUGAGAACGGGUUUGCCGAGGGCUUCGCCUCGGAGUCAGCGUCGCUGGCGGACUCGAGCUUCGACUCUUCCCCUUUCGCGCCGCCUCCGUUCGCUCCGCUGUCGGGGCGCGGGGAGCGCCGCCGAGGAGAGAUAGAUUCGAACGCCGCGCUCCCAGGUGUGCGUCGACGAACGCGGAUGGGUGGGCUGCUCCUCCGUGUUUUGGCGAGGUGGAUGACGACGACUCGGACCCUUCCCGAACCCGCUUCGGACCUCCUCGGCUAAAGUCCGGAUGUUCUCGUCGGCGUCGUGGUCUUGUAACAAAGAGCGGCCGGCGGCCAACGAGCAGCAGCCCGGCGGCGGCAUGUGACGAUGUGGGCGGCCGAGAACUACGCGCCGGGCCUGAUCGCCAUCAGCGAGAGCGCCGGCGAGAACCCGCUGCAGAGCCAGCGGCCGAAAUGGCGCCGCCUGUGCCGCUACCUGGGCGUGCUGGCGUUCCUCUCGGUGCUGGGCAUCGGGCUGUGCUUCGCCAUCGCGCUCACGGUGUCCCAGCCGCCCGGCCGCGCCUCGUGGGAGUACCUGCUCAUCUCGAGCCCCAUCGUGAUCCCGGGCCUGCUGGCGCUCUACCUGUGCACGCGCCGCUGCUGCGGACUCAUCCUCAACCUGGUGUUCGCCUUCCUGGCGCUGCUGUGCGGCGCCGUGUUGGUGGCCACCGAGACGCUCGCCUCCAUCGGCAUCAUGCUCACCAUCGUGGGCGGACUGAUCCUGGUCGUGAUCCUGGUGACGCUCGUCUACGACCGCGUCACGGGCCGCUCGUACGAUGACGACGACGAGGAGGGAGAGCUGGGCAGCGGAAUCGGCGUCGGCGCCGCGGGCAGCAUGCGCAACCGCAGCCUGCGGCGCCGCGCGGGCGACCUGCUCUUCGGGGACGACGUGUCCCAGAGGGCGUACCCCAACUGCGCGCCGCUGCGGCGCAGCUUUCGGCUCGCCUCGCAGAAGAAGAAGCACCACCCGCACACGCAGGUGCAGUUCAUUGUGCCCGAGCUGCCCCCGCCUUCAUCGGGGUUGCACUCGCGCAACAGCCCCGAACACGGCGUGCACACCCAGGGUUCCUCGACCGCCGCGGGAGUCGAGCGACCCGCGACGCCUGAUGGCAUGCCGCGCGGCCAUCAUGAAGCCAGCGUCGCCAGUACCAGCGGGAGGCCCGGCGGAGCCUGCGAAGCCGCACACGUCUGCACGCACGCCCCGUCGCCGCAGCCCCAACUCGUUGCCGCAGCCUCCAACGAGCAGACGUCCUGAAAAGAGCCUUGUGAACGAUGCGCGGACAGACGCUUGCUGCGGUGAAACACAGCGUUCAGAUUCUCACCUGUUACAACUCCCAGCCUUCUCAGAGGACUCGAGUUUUCUCUCUCUCGCUGUGAAGAAUUUCAGGGUCUUCGCUCGUUAACCUGUCGUGCUCUUUCGCCGCGUUUGCGAUAGACAGAAUGUUCGUGAUGUAGUCGUUGUUCCUGUUACGAGCAUUUGAUUGUCUUGGAUCUUUUUUUUUCGAAGAAAGCUAGGGUUGACUGAUAGAUUGAUUGUUACAGAGCUUAUGGUACCGGUAUCGAACUGUACCAUAAGGAGCUGAAGGCACAUACGCCAAAAGUCGACUGCUAAGCUCGUUGAAGGCACAUGUUUAGAGCGCAAUGAAGAAUCCCAGUGUCAUGCCGCCGGUGCCCACGUGUACUGCGGUUGUCUCCGUCUUCAGCGCACACGCAGUAUAUUUAUCUAUCUUCUCCACGCGGCGGCGAGCAGCAAAGCCAAGUUUCCGUUUUACAAACGGCUGCUUGCUGCAGCUGACGGAGUGUCAUGCGCAGCGCCGCGUUUGUUAGAGUUGGUCACCGCUAUAGCUUGCUGCGACGGAGCACAAUCCACAGCCUGCGAAUCAGCAAUGGUUAGUAAUUGCCACUCUUUCGCUCUCCUGCAGUCCGUCUCUGAUCCAGAGCACGUACUCACGCUGUUUUCACGUGAUUUCAAUAGUCAGAUGCUGUUUCGGCAGUACCACGCGACAAGCUCGCACGGCUUAAAGAGAGGCCUAAUCUCGGUGUUUCGUUACGUUCGGUUUGCUGCAGCGUGUGCCGAAAAAUGCAAGGUCACUGCACAAGUGAACUGUCGCCGCACCCUCGCAAAUGGGGCUCUCUAGCUCAACAGGGCUAUCUAGCUUGAUUUCUCAACGUUCGUAUGAGGAGAAUCGCUUGUUGGGGGAAUUGGCAAUUAGUACGGCUGUGAUUGAACCACAGAGAAAGUAUCAGACCUUAAGGAGAUGCACCCACGCUGACAUACGCCGGGGUGGGGUCCGCGAACGUUCGAGAGGGUCAAUACAUGUAGCACAUUUGGAAGUGGAGUGUGACAGGUGGCGAAGGGGUGUACAGAACACUACGAUGCCAGCAUGGUUGCCCGUACAAACUUUGCCCCCACAUUGCAGCACCAGAAACGUAACCGUUUGUCACCUUGCGUAGGCGUCCCCGCUGUCACUUCUGCCACCAAGCAUUUCCCAUGGUUCCGGGGAACUUUCUCCACGCAAACCACAUGACGGAGUGUUUGAGACGGAUGCCAACACUUCCACUGGACUGCAAUAGGAUGAGCAUCUUCAAGAGGGUAACGCCGGGUCUGAUCCCGCAGUAAUGAAAGACCUCCUUGAAGCUUGACCGCUAAACCUGAUAGGGACCACUGGUCACGCGUUUGAAACCCCCAGUUUAUAUUGCUUUGGAGUUGAUGAAGCUAUACAUGCUUUCUGAUAAUCUGUGUCUUGACGACAGCUGCAGUCACGCGUGCAUGACUCCGCGGGGUCAAGUGAAGAGCGUUCGUAAGCUUAAGAAAAAUACCAAGUUCAGUCUGAACCGGCUCGUGCCGUAGGUCGUAAAUCAAACGCUUGGUUUUUCUGAACGAACGUAAAAGGCAAUGUCUUUCAUUUACUAAUAACGGUGCGUCUUAAUUUACCUGACUGUAACUGUUUCGCGUCACCUGACCCAUUGCACAUGUCGAUAGACACAGUGGGCCUUUCAAACAGUGUUUUGUCUUGAGUGCGCCGAGCAUUUCAAGCUUGUCCCUGGGCGAUAAAGUAGUGUUGUGCGUAUAUCAACCGAGUAGCCGCGAGUUAUCACAACUUGCUUAAGACCUCCUGUUUCACGCGAAGCACUGAGCUAUAAUGUACAUACGAUACAUUCCUGUCCCAUGCGCACUAUAUACACGCAAUAUGAGCUGUAACGUCCCCGCGCAUACUACAACCGUCCGCCGCGAACUUUCAAAGUUUGUCCAGUGUCCAUUGUGCACACGCGGUAAAUGAAAGAACGAAUUCACAAACUGACUAUCCUACCGAAUUCAGCGACAGUUCUCCAAUAGCUCGAGUCUUGAUUUAAUACAAAAUGAACGCCGCGAAGCUUGCUCGGCCUGUAAUGAUCAAGUUCACGGAUUGACGGCGAUUACCAUGGAGCUUAGCUUGGGGGUAAGGUGUGGAGGUUGGAAGCCUUUCCUUCCGGCCUACUCCAAUUUUCUUCUACGUAUAUGUGCUAAGUUGGAGUUUCCGUGCACUGCACCCAGUAUGUUUCAUUCGUGUCUUUCCACUUUUUAUAAGUAUUCCUUCGUGCAUAUAAUGUGACAUACUCUCUGUCCUAAAGUAAGUGGAAAGGCCCGCACAGUCUCUGCGAAAGGCAUAACGCAAACCAUUCCAUGCCUUGCCGGGACAGUAACAUUCGUGGCGCGUUUGAGUCUUCUUAGACCUAGCUCUGACCUCCUAAGUUGCACCGGGUCUCGGAGGUCACGUCUUGGCAGUCAGGAAAACAAUACUACUUCUUUACUAGAGCUCUCUAAAUUCUCAGAGUGCCAGCAUUGCCUAAGAAGCACCACCGCAUGGCCUGGCGACUGCUAAGAUCAAGGCGCCGAAGCGGUCUAUGUCUUUUUUUUUUUUUGCAUAUAAUUUUCAUGGUGUGAACGACGCGUUUCUCCCUUUAAUCGGCGUCACUUUACUGAGCACUCGUGAGAGCUUUCUUUUUUGUGUGAAAUAUGUGUUAAUUCGAACAUCGCGCAUUCUUCCUUAGCAUGUGAGGGCGUUUUUCUCGAUACGGGUGCUAAUCGAGGGAUUUAUGCUAAAUGGAUGUAAUUUAUUCACUGAUCGGCUUCGAUUGUGAAAUCGGUACAUGUGCCCUGAAGUGAAUCCAUAAAGUUAUUUAGUGAAACACUGUUAUUUAGCUAACAUCACUCUAACCUUUUUUGACUAACUAAUGUCCGCCUUUUCAAUCGGUUCAGCUGAUUUGACAGUAUCGCACUUUCUGUGGCACAUGUUUCGAUAACUAUGUUCUACUGUAAAAAAGAUCACCCGGUAUUUGUGGCACGUUUUAUCGAGUACGAGUUGACUAAGUUGAUCGAGUUUCAAUCCGGCUCGAUAGUAUACUGGCCACACGCUAUCUCGGUCACGACGCCAGCGGAGCGACCGCUGCUCAUGUGCAGGGGUGUUAGGCGAGCAACUCUACAGGCCUUCGUUAUUUUUUUUUAUUUUUAUUUUUUGUAGAAAGACAAGAAACGUCGUUCUUCCCCUGUGAGUGCGGUUUCGCGUUCGUGUGCAGGACGAUGACCCCACGAUAACCGUUUUCUCUCUCGCCGAGCUGCUUCGCGUAUCUGGAUGCCACACCUGGAGGCGUUUUACGACAUGCAAAGCCGUCUUGCCGUGUCGUCGACUGGAACGACACCACGGGAGCAUCUUCAGAGUACACACUUUCAAAACCCCUGUAGUGUCGGUGUGCCGAAGCGCGCCUCUACGCACGUAGAACCAAAGGAACACCGUCAGUAAAUAUAGUCCGGACCAUCUCCUCCGUAUGCCUCGCCAACUCCUUACCGCUUCGUUUUGCUUACCGGUGUACUUUUCAACGCUUCUCGCGAGGUUGUGCCGACUGUAGCUGUUAUUCACGCAUUUCUUCUCUCAAGCGAAUCGCGCGCAGUGCUUUGUACGCGUAUACUCGUCGAAAUGGUGCGAAUUAUGUAUAUGUGUGUACGUAAGGUAUACAACUAAUAUAAACCACACGUGUACAUAAAUGCAGUAUUUAUACUCUUAGAUGACGUUCAUGAGCGCUGGUACGUUGCUUGCGUAGGUCGUGUUUGUUGCGCCGUCUGCACUGAAGAUAAGCACGAAAAGAUUCUUUCGUGCCGUGGGUGUGGUCAUGUUACCAGUGCUGAAAAUGUGCGGAUUGUAGCAUAACUUGGUCGCGUAAUCAAGAGUCUGACCGAACGCCGGUAGAAAGCAUGUCAGGAUCUGCAGGGAUCGCGCAAUGUCAAUUUUCUUUCUUCUGACAUUGGUCAGCGGAAUGUUGUCCUAAUAACAAUUUGUCCGUGCCUGCUAAGCACUUCUGAAAUUCGAGAAAGCGACACGACAUAGAUUUCUUGUUUUUUUCUUUAUUCUUUUCAAACCAAAACGCAAGCACUUCGGAUGAUCUGCAGUGCAAAUCAGGUCCGCCUCUUUCGUACUGGUCUCCCUUGUAAAUACACUGCCUGCUUUGUUCGCGCGGCGUUCCUUCCUAUAGUGGCGAAGAACCACAAGGCCUUUAGCCAAGCUACCACAGCUUGUCACGAUGGAGAGUAUUGAUUUGAGCUCAGCGUUGGCAAGUACGAUUUCACGGCGUGCAUGUUCCAUUUACGUAUGGAGAGACGCCAUUAAGCGUGCUUGUCUGCGUGCAGCACAGGCAGUUUCCCAUGCUAAGAAAUCACCUUCACGUUCCCACCAAGCAUGACCAAAUCUACGUGUGCAUUUCAACAUACUUAAAUAAAGCGUAUGACUAAAUGAUGUAACCGAGAUAAUUGCACGCAGUCUUACAACAGCAUGUGGCACCAAACCACCGCGCGUACACUUUCUCUUUGUAGGGCUGUGUUUGUUUGUCGUGAACUUUCAUCUUUCUUGAAAGAAAGAAAGAAAACCUUCACUCGUCUGGUUAAGAUGAACACAUAUAGCUGAGUGAGUAAGUGAGAAAGUACGCGUGUGGUUGAGUCUGCAAGAGAGAUUACUUGGCGGAGAUAUUAAUCACAUCGCCUCAAUUAGCUCCCGCAGCGAAAAGCAGCUUGUUGUGCAGGCAUGACUGGCCAUCCGACAAGAACGUGCAGUGUGUUCCGGGGCAGACUUAGUCCCGAUCCGUUUUUAAGCUUUAUUGUCGUCGUCUCCGUGAGGACUGUAUAGCGCUUGGUAACUGUCUCUCCUUGACUCGCUAGGGGCCAAAGCAGCGUGCACUAAGCCGCGCGAAUUACGAGGUCUACAGGUUGCGUGGAUUACAACACUCCGCCCGAGAUGUAUUAUGUGUGUAUGAUUUGUACAUAGGACACGUGUGUGUGUAGCUGAAUGAAUGCUCCGCGCAGACCCCGUAGCACCACCGGUGCCAAAAAAAAAGAAAGUGUGAGCAGAAAAAGAAAGAAGAAGAAGAAAAAAAGGAGUAAGCGUACCGCUUCUAAAAUUGUUUGGCCUACAUUGGCCCUUUUAGUUUUGCCAUUCCUCCCCAUCUCCAUCUCAUCUUUCUAUUCCACCUUUUCUGUCCCACAGUGUAGGGUAGCAAACCAGACGCAUCUCUCGUUGACAUCCCUGCCUUUUCCCUUCAUUUCCUCUUCCUCCACAAUCAGAGGCAAUUCCUGGCUAUGACAAACGUUAUGGACAAGAAACAUGGUAAAAAAGAAAUGUCGUGAGUAAUUUAGCAAACGAGUUUGUCAUCUCCACAUUGCCACGACGCACUUAGGAGUCCAGGAAAAAGGCAAUUUACCUAAAGGAGCAAUAUGAGAGAAAAUGCACCGAGUUUAUUUUCAGGAAACGCUUACUCAUGGCGUGUAGAUUGAACCUGACGCUCGAAUCGAUAUCAAGUAGCUCUCCCCACUUCCCCUCGCCCCUUCAGGGUUGAGCCGGUACUCCUGCUACAAGUUGAUGAACUCGUGACAGCGAGGAAUUAUCUACUAUACAUUAUCUACUCUUGUCCAGCGGAAAAUGUGUUCAAAUGCCGAAUACGCGAAGGCAUGUCUGUAAAUAUGUGGCGCGAAGGGCGUUGUGUAUGGGCUUCUCGUGAUCUCCAUAAAGUUCCCCAGCAUGUAAUCGCAAACUUCUUGUAAACAACACAAGGCAUACGAAGUGGUUUGUCGUUUGAAGCGGUUUGUCGUUUGAAGUGUUCGAAUCUGCCUCAUCCCUUUACAUCAAUCGCCUUUCAAACACUUACUGUUUCAAGGUACUCGUAAACCUCAUUUACAUAGCACAGCAACAAAAGAUAAAUAAAAUGAGAUGAAUGUAUUUUUGUUACUUCGUGUUCUGCACAAAAAUAUCUGGAAAACAAGAACUGUCGGGCACUUCUCACACAUUGCAGCCAUUUACGCGAGCGCGUAGGAUUAGACUGAUUUUUGACGGUGUGCAGUAUAGAAUGGAAUGCCGGGAACUCUGGUGUAAAUAUCAGCAUUCUCACUCAGCCUUCUGCAGAGCUAAUUUCGCGAAACCAUGAUGCAUAAAAAUAGGGUAGGCUGAAAAAUUAUUGCACUGUGUACUAGCUGACACCACGCAUACAGCAUUAGGUGGCACAGAGUAAAAAAGUCAUAAUAGCAGACCAUAAUUCAACAAGACCACCUCAGGCCAGUCACUAUAGUGUUUCUUUCCCAUUCCCUAAGCGUCAUUUUUUUUCUAGGCAAGUUUUACGUUCAUUCACUUCGCAGCAAUAACGCGAAGCUUUAGUGUGUCGCUAAUCACUUGUAAGGCAUGUAAUUUACUGCUUCUUUUUUGCUCCUAAGCCGGCGUAUCAAUAAGGAAUGGGCUUUUACGGAAGGUUUUUACUUGGUAACACUUGCUCUAUUGGUGGUAAUAGCGGGAUACGCAUGAGAAGAAACCGUGCGAAACAAAGCAAAAUGCAGAAGUGAAGGAAAAAGCAUGCAACACAUCCUUCUUUUUUUUUUCGUUUACUUGCACGUUUGAUCUCGUUUGCGUUACUCCCAAUAAGUAACAUCAUCAGCGAUCGACGAUCCUCUUUUUCAGCAAAAUGAACAAUCAUAUAUUUAUUUUCUUUUUUUUUUAAGUAGUUGACCAAGAAGGUUGUAAGUGCCGAGCUGUUCAAUGAAAUUAGUUCUCGUUCUGCUUCGACAUGAGAAUAAUUGCGUGACAGUACUGUCCACCAAGGACAGGCCGAACGUUCGUGUGCUCUCAGUUGUGAAGACUUUAAUAAGGUAUACCGGCUGUUGCGAAAAAUAAGUAUCUGCUUAUCGCUUCAGUGGAAAAAAAAAGAAAUAAUAUAAGUGGACUGAACGCUCUCAGAAACGGUGGCUAUGUCGUGAAAAGUGCGCGAGUGUAAUGCAUCCUGCCCAGCCGGUUUGGAGUAAGACAUUGCACCCCGUGUAACUUUUGUCGCAUGCUUCUCUUACGUCAGUGUGUUAAAUAAAGCCAUACAAGUGUUCUCUUAUGUGCUUCUUUACAUGACCCUGUAUUCAAAAACUGCUUCCGCGUUAAAGGUAUACGUGCCAUGUUAUAUAUUGCUGCAAAAUUACCAUGUUCAUUGUUACCGCUUUCUCGAUUGUGAAGAAAUAAAAUUUGUUUGCCAAAUG
This is a messenger RNA of Dermacentor andersoni, 8568 nucleotides long. RefSeq lists its product as uncharacterized. NCBI's taxonomy places the organism in Eukaryota, Metazoa, Arthropoda, Arachnida, Ixodida, Ixodidae. The record is from RefSeq and is a predicted model, not a curated record.